AUGAUUGCGAUCAUUAGGGUUCUCUUAGUGCUAUGUGCUGCUGCGGCAGCAUCCGGCUUCAGUUUGGGGGACAUGGAUGUAAUAUUUCACUUAUUUACAAGAUCUAACCCUGCUGUAAGCCAGCCAUUGCUGCCAUCAGUUGCAUCCAUAAUGACAUCGUCUUUCUCCCUUGAACGUCGCACAAUCGUCACUAUACAUAGCUAUGGCGAAGGAGUUUCAGGAAACUUCAACGCUUUUGUUGUACCUGCGCACCUAUCAGCAGAGGACGUAAACAUCAUAGCUGUAGACUGGAGCGCUGGCUCGUCGAUGUUCACUCAGGGGCUCGGUAACACACCCCAAGUUGGUCGGGUUAUAGCUCAAUUCUUCAACAUUCUUAUCAAUAACUUCGGCUAUAACGCUAACCGAGUUCGAAUUGUUGGAGUCGGCCUCGGAGGCCACGCUGCAGGCAUUGCAGCGAGGCACAUCAAUGGAAUCGUCCCUCAUAUCAUUGCGUUGGAUCCAUCCCUGCCUGGUUGGACCCAUCAUCCGGAAAUCCUAAAUGCUGAUGAUGCAUCAACUGUUGAAGUUUUACACACCACUGCUGGCCUUUAUGGCUACGAUAAGCCAUUAGGAGAUGUUGACUUCUACGCGAACGGUGGACAAUAUCAGAGUGGUUGCGGCUCUGAUGUCUCUUGCUCUCACAUCUAUGCUUACGCCUUCUAUGCUGAAUCUAUAUCAACCGAAGUUACUAACGGUAAUAAAUUCGUGGGUACAGCCUGCGUUGAUUACGAAAGCGCUCUUAAUCUACGUUGUACAGGACCUAGAGACGCGAUUUUCGGUGGAUCAGCAGUUAAGACUGGCGUUUCUGGUAUCUACACAUUCUUGACUAACUUCGUGCCACCUUUCGCCAGGGGC
Messenger RNA from Iphiclides podalirius (scarce swallowtail), 894 nucleotides. Lineage: Eukaryota; Metazoa; Arthropoda; Insecta; Lepidoptera; Papilionidae. The record is from the annotation of a GenBank genome assembly.